Molecule: messenger RNA, 2115 nt
Organism: Pipra filicauda (Wire-tailed manakin)
Lineage: Eukaryota; Metazoa; Chordata; Aves; Passeriformes; Pipridae
Gene: CLK2
Product: CDC like kinase 2
Exons: 13
Coding region: 135-1649 (504 amino acids)
Biological process (GO): regulation of RNA splicing; protein phosphorylation
Cellular component (GO): nucleus
Molecular function (GO): protein tyrosine kinase activity; ATP binding
Source: RefSeq, a predicted model, not a curated record
CCCCGCGGGCGGCAGGACCCGGAUCGGCGGCGGCGGCGGGAGGAGGAGGAGGAGCUGGAGCGGGGCCCGCGGGGCCCUCGGCCGCCAUCACGGAUUUCCUGUGGGACAAGCGCACCGGGCUGGCUGCGAGGACGAUGCCUCACUCCCGAAGGUACCGCUCGUCGGAGCGCAGCAGCCGCGGGAGUUACCACGAGCGCUACCGGAGCCGCAAGCACAAGCGGCGGCGGACGCGGUCGCGGUCGAGCAGCAGCGAGCGGGACCGGCGGCACCGGAGGGAGGACAGCUACCACGUCCGAUCCCGGAGCUACGACGACCACUCGGCAGACCGGCGGGCCUACGACCGGCGUUACUGUGACAGCUACCGGCGCAACGACUACAGCCGCGAGCGGGGCGGGGACGGCUACUACGAGCCCGAGUACCGCCACUCCUACGAGUACCGGCGCUCCCGGGACCGCGAGGGCAGCUACCGCAGCUGCAAAAGCAGCCGGCGUAAGCACAGGCGGAGGCGGCGCCGCAGCCGGUCCUUUAGCCGCUCCUCAUCGCGGAGUCGACAGAGCAGCAGAAGGGCCAAGAGUGUGGAGGACGACGACGAGGGGCAUCUGAUCUAUCGCGUCGGCGACUGGCUACAAGAAAGAUAUGAGAUUAUCAGCACGCUGGGGGAAGGCACGUUCGGCAGGGUGGUGCAGUGCAUGGAUCACCGGAGGGGUGGUGCACGUGUUGCUCUCAAAAUCAUUAAAAACGUAGAGAAAUACAAAGAGGCUGCUCGGCUGGAAAUCAACGUGCUGGAGAAAAUCAACGAGAAGGAUCCCGAGAACACAAAUCUCUGUGUCAGGAUGUUUGACUGGUUUGACUACCAUGGCCACAUGUGCAUCUCCUUUGAGCUGCUGGGGCUCAGCACCUUUGACUUCCUGAAGGACAACAACUACCUGCCUUACCCCAUCCACCAAGUACGGCACAUGGCCUUCCAGGUGUGCCAGGCUGUGAAGUUUCUGCACGACAAUAAACUCACCCACACCGACCUCAAGCCGGAGAACAUCCUCUUUGUGAACUCGGACUAUGAGCUCUCCUACAACCUGGAAAAGAAGCGGGACGAGCGGAGCGUGAAGAGCACGGCCAUCAGGGUGGUGGACUUUGGCAGUGCCACGUUUGACCACGAGCACCACAGCACCAUUGUCUCCACCAGGCACUACCGGGCCCCUGAAGUCAUCCUGGAGCUUGGCUGGAGCCAGCCCUGUGAUGUGUGGAGCAUUGGCUGCAUCAUCUUUGAGUAUUAUGUGGGUUUCACCCUGUUCCAGACACACGACAACCGGGAGCACCUGGCCAUGAUGGAGAGGAUCCUGGGGCCAAUUCCUUCUCGGAUGGUCAGGAAGACGAGGAAACAGAAGUAUUUCUACCACGGGCGCCUGGACUGGGACGAGAACACCUCGGCCGGACGCUACGUCCGGGAGAACUGCAAACCCCUGCGGCGCUACCUGACGUCGGAGGCCGAGGACCACCACCGCCUGUUCGACCUCAUCGAGAGCAUGCUGGAGUACGAGCCGUCCAAGCGGGUCACCCUGGCCGAGGCCCUCAAACACCCCUUCUUCGACCUGCUGGGCAUGGAGCCCAGCACAAAACUGUGGGACUCGAGCCGGGACAUCAGCCGGUGACGCCGCCGGUGCCAGCCAGCCUUUGCAUUCUAGCCCCCGUGGAGGCCCCCCGUGACUUCUUAUCCAGACACUUGGUGCUUUUUUUUUUUCUUUUUUUUUUUAUAUAUAUACAUGAGAAGAACUCCCCUUUGUAAAGCUGUUAAUAUGUGAGAUACUGUAAAUAGCCCUGUCGGCCUCGGGGCAGCGUGGGCCUGACCUGCUGUUCCAUGAGGUGAGGGGGGGCCUGUGUGUCCAUGCUGUAAAUACCUCUCUCGUCAAAGUGUUGCUUUGUCUCCUGUUCCUGCCCUCCCUCGGUGUAAAUACUCCGGGACUCGCAGCUCUCUGUAGCUUAUCUGUUCCCUUGUAAGUUAUGGAACUGGUGGGACUGCAUGGGAAUUAUUUUUUGGAUCAAUGUCAUAGCCCAUCCCCACACCAGAGUUUUAUAAGAAUUUUGUACAGUCUUUGUGACAAAUAAAUAUGAAGUGAA